Morchella sextelata is the source of this 333-nucleotide messenger RNA. RefSeq lists its product as uncharacterized. The record is from RefSeq and is a predicted model, not a curated record. The transcript is spliced from 4 exons. Bases 1 to 333 code for a protein of 110 amino acids. Lineage: Eukaryota; Fungi; Ascomycota; Pezizomycetes; Pezizales; Morchellaceae.
AUGCCGACAGGACUUGGCGGGCCGGGGCCGUAUUCAUCGGUUCGGCGCCUAGAGCAAGUGGUUGCUACGAGUGAGUCAAGUAGUUGGAGACUCGUCGUAAGCCUCCGCUCGACUACGUAUUGGCAUCGGAGGAUCAUGGAAGACCGAGGCUUUUCGACGUUGCGUUCCACAACCUCAAAAUCAGUUACAUGGUAUCCGUUGGGCACGCAUCCGAGUGAUCACUCAUGGUUCGUCAAGGUUCGGUUUUUUGGUACACAUUUUGCUUGGUACCACCUAAUACGGCAUCUUAAUCUCGUGGUCAUCCUGUCUCGACAACUCGUUUUACAGGAUUAG